AUGGAUUCUCGGUGUCGCUGGCGUGUGGGGACCCAGCUCAGCCCCUGCCCGGGUUCGGUGUGCCUCCGUGAACCCCUCCGCCCGCGCUCCCCGCGGACGCGGAAGAGGCCCCGCGGGAAGUCCCGGGUGAAGCCCGCGCGCAGCCUCCAGGGGACCGCGGGGGUGCGCGCACGGGGUGGGAGGGAAGUGACGGGAGCGCCCUGUGCUCCGCUGGGGCCGGGGCCGCCGGGCUUCCUGGGCGCAGACCGGGUUCCCCGAGGACGCACCCGAGGCGGUGAGGCGGCGGCCGCUGGGAAACGGGGGAGAGGCCGCCGCCUGCCGUCCGCGGGGCCUCCAGAGCAGCGCGCGCCCCACGGGACCCCUGCGCCCCAGAGGUGCCGGGACGUGCCUCUGCUUCCAGGGCCCGGAGGCAACAAGAAACAGGGGUUCCGGCAGACGCGCUCCUGCCUCACCUCUGCCAGGCAACGCGCCCAGCCCCGGGGCCGCGCCCUCGGAGCGCCUCCUGCGGCCGAUCCAGCCGCUCCCGCCGCCCGCACGGGGCCCGGGGGCUGCUCCAUCUCGGGGGCUGCUCCAUCCCCGGGGCGGCCUCCCCUGCAGCCAGGUUGUCUCUCCUCCCGCUGGGCCUUUCCUCGGGUGGCAGUGGCCGGUGCCCACCCCCGUGCAGGUCCCGCCCAGGCUACCUGUGUCCCGGCCCCCUGCCCGCCCCACGCCGUCCCCUGCUCCUUCCACACCCGCCUCCAGCCGCGCGCUUCCCGCCUCUGGCCACGGCCCAGCCGGAGCCCCUGCCAGGCCUCAACCCCAGGCCCCGCCCAGCUCACCUGUGUCUCCGCCCUGCCUCAGGCAGGAGCCCCUUCCCCUACAGCUCUUUCCCUGCACGCCCCGUGGGACCCACCUGCAGGCCACGUGCUCUUAAGGUUCCUGGAGACCGCGUCUCGCCACCUGCUUGACCCGAGCUCGCUGCGGGCCGGUCCUGGGGAGGCUGCGGCAUCCCGGAACCUGCAGAGCGCCCUGCACACAAAAACGACUCCUGUCAACUCGCACUCGCUGGAGAGACACGGGCUGCUGGCGGUAUGGACAGAGAGUCCGGAGAAGCAGGUUUCCGAGAGAACAGGCCCAGAAGCGGCUUCAAGCAUCCUGAGGGCAGGAGCCAGCGGGGAGGAACCGGUCCCCCAGCCUGCUUUGCGCUUUAUUCCAGCAGGGAGACUGCGAUUGGCCCAGCCGGGGUCACAUGACCGCCCUGCACGAGGGGUGGGCGGGGCACCUUGA
This is a messenger RNA of Choloepus didactylus (southern two-toed sloth), 1266 nucleotides long. Its product is annotated as basic proline-rich protein-like. The record is from RefSeq and is a predicted model, not a curated record. The coding region runs from base 1 to 1266 and encodes 421 amino acids. NCBI's taxonomy places the organism in Eukaryota, Metazoa, Chordata, Mammalia, Pilosa, Megalonychidae. The transcript has 4 exons.